AUGGUGAAAAAGAAUAAAGAAAUCAGAAAUGGAAGCCCAGCAGUAAAGAAUGAUACCAAUAUCGAUGGUGAGACAGGCUUUUCACUCCAAACAGUUGAUAAGUCCAUGAAAUUUCUUACAACAACAAUAAAGGGAGCAAGAAAAUGGAGUGAAUUCAGAGACCAAAUUCCUCUUGUUUUUGAGGUAUUUGCGACAUUGGAUUCCGUACCAACAUCGAACAACAACGGAACUGCGAAACUCUUCAAUAUCAAAGACCCAACAGGAUCAUCAAGGUGUAUUUACUGGGAAAUGGAUCAAAAGCUACCAAGAAUGGCAAGAGGGCAAAUGUACAGGUUGGUUGGUGCAUUGGAAAGAAAGACCGGUCAUUUUCAGUGCUUCACAAUCCGCCCAGCACAAGCAAGCGAACAACAUCUUGUGACACAGCAAGUUAAGAUAUGUGAUGAUGCCAUGACUAAACUUGUCUCAAUGAUUUCUGAAUCCUAA
Molecule: messenger RNA, 483 nt
Organism: Dendronephthya gigantea
Lineage: Eukaryota; Metazoa; Cnidaria; Anthozoa; Malacalcyonacea; Nephtheidae
Product: spermatogenesis-associated protein 22-like
Exons: 6
Coding region: 1-483 (160 amino acids)
Biological process (GO): meiotic DNA repair synthesis; regulation of meiotic cell cycle; gamete generation
Source: RefSeq, a predicted model, not a curated record